Molecule: messenger RNA, 5316 nt
Organism: Chlorocebus sabaeus (green monkey)
Lineage: Eukaryota; Metazoa; Chordata; Mammalia; Primates; Cercopithecidae
Source: RefSeq, a predicted model, not a curated record
UGUUGGAGCAGCACUCACGGGUCAGGUCUCCCAGGAAACAUCUUGAAAUAUCUAUUUGCUGGAGGUCUCUUCACUUUCUAACUUGUGACCAUUUCAUUGUUCCCAACCAAGAGGGUCUGAGGAAGCCUCUGAUGGUGUUUCUGGUCUCACUCUGGGCUUGUCUGGUCUAGGGCCGGCCCCCUCACUCUCUGCUGGGCCCCUCCUCCCUGAAGAUCUACACGGCAGAUCUACUCACAAUAGUCCACCCAGCAGAAGCAGGAGGGUGGUGGUUGUGGGUCCUCUGUGCGCAGCCCUGUUAACCUUUAAACCAGCACGGCUUCCGCGGCUGUGAGCCGAGCGCCUGGUCAGUGGAGAGCUGUGGAUUGCAUGCUUGUUUGCUGUUGCCCCCGCCACCCUGCAAGUUGCACCUUCUAGAAUCAGCAAGCCAAGCUCCUCUCACCCCAGCAGAAUGAUGCGGAAAUGCAAAUACACCAUCAUGUUGUGACCCAUAUUGCGAAAAUUAGAAAGAAGGAAGUUGUGUUUCGCUAUUGCACGAAGUUCAGCCCGGAGGAGAAACUCGCUCGCCUUCGGAAGACAGGUGAGUGGGGCCGGCCCUGAGGUCUUGGCGGAGCCCCGAGAUCUGACUGGUUUUGUGGAACUUUGGGGUGGUGGGAGCAUUCAGGGCAGGAGCCAUUUGAGGGAUGUUUUCAAGGCAGGAAGUGGCUGUGGUGGCACGGAAUGGUGUCUUGUUUUUGUUCUGUCGUCUUUCUCUGGGUUCCUGGAGCGUGAUGUGUAAAAAUUCAGAGUUAUUAUGGGCCUCAAAUGGCAAGCGUGAAAAGCCUUUGUCAACUGCCUGGGACAGUGCUGGGACAGUGUUGCCUAUCAUCUGGGGGUGGCUCAGGCUCUCACAAGAUGAACGGUGCCUGCCUGUGUCCCCAUCAAAGUCUGGCAGGGGCCCAAGUCCAAGGCUGACCAGAUACAGGGAGCCUUUUUCCAUCGGCUGGCAGUGCACCAGCCAGGGCAUCGAGACCACGGCCAGACCCUCUCAUGUCACCCAGGCCUCGGGGGCUGGGGGCAGUGUGAGCCUUCCUCUGCCUGAGCAGAGGUGGGUGGUCCCAGACGUGUCCUGGGGCUAGGCUUUCCCACACAGUGUGGCUCCAGAAGCUUCCUCUGCACUCUGCAGUUUAGAUAUUAGCAGAUGUGGGCCUGUGUAGCAUGGGGCUAUGAGGAAGGAGUGCCGCGCCCACUGAAGCCUUCUCACACCCCGUGCAGUGCCUGGCAGUGUGGGACAGUGGCGGGGCCACCUCAAGAGGUGCGUGGACUGCUGGCAGGGUCCCAGCGACACUGGCGGCACAACCCGACGCCACCGUGAUUGUGCCCACUGUGCAGAGGGGGCCCGAGGGGCAGGGUCAUGUUCGGGUCGCACAGCAUGGCCACACUCAUCUGUAAAGUGGGGACUGAGUCGUGCCAGGCUCACUGUAGUUCGGGACUGGACGUGCUCAGCAGGUGCCGCUGCCAUUCAGAUCAGUGCUUGCCAAUGCCCAGGGCAGAUGCUGGUCAGCCAUUCUUGCAGGGAGAAAACUGAGGCAUGGAGCUGACUUACCCUGGGCCCCCCAGCCUGCAAAGUGUCUGAUGAGCCCCAGUACAAAUCUUCACCACUUGCUCCGCGGCCCCAGAGCUGGGUGGGGCUAGCCAGCUGCGUGUGAAACGGAGGAAGUGGUUUGUCCCCAGCUGGGCUGUUACAGGAGGCCGGAGGAGGCCCCGGCUCCACUCCUCAGGGGGCUGAGGUCCGCGUCUACACAGAAACCAGCACUCCGCCAUGUGCAAGACCCCUCGGAGCUACAGCAGGCUGAGUGCCCUGCACACAGAGGCCUGCAGCUGUGUUGUGCAGAGGUGAGAGCUGAAAUGACCUUUUCCUGAGAAGCCGCACUGCUGUACAAGGACGGGCCUGACCUUCCUGGCCUGCACAGGUCUGCGCCCCUUGAGGAUUCCCAGAUAUUGUGGGUCCUGGUAGGUGACAAGGGGCCCAUUGUCUGAGGAGGGAGACAGGGACAUGAGACUGCCACGGUUGGAUCUGGCUGGCUGCAAGGACAGUGCAGGGCAGGCCCUGUGUGAAAUGGGGGCUGCCACGUCUGGGCCUGGGGACAAGCUGCCUGAUGCCUGGUGACACGAACUUGCACCCGUGGUGCCUCUGUCCCCACAUGUAAGACGAACAUGUGAGCUUCCCUACUCCCUCCUUCUGAGCUUGCCGCCUGCCGUACCUCCUAAAUGGCUCUACUUUGAACCUGCUGGGCAAGGAAAAGAUUUUCAAGGAAACCAUCUACUGUGCGCGAGCCCCUGCCGGCCAAUCCCAGACCCCAGCGCGGAGCCAGGCGCCUGUGCCUGCCAACCCUCAGCACCCUCCUCGGAGAGGCUGGUGGCAUCAGGAAGCCCCUGGCCAGCCUCCACCUGAGCCCAGUGACCUCAGCUUUAAGGAUGGAGUCAGGCAGGGGGUCCUCAACCCUUCCAGGAUCCAUUGCUGCCCUAGAGGUGCCAGAUACUGGACCUGGUAGUUCCUCUCUGGGGAAGCUCCAAGCACUCCCUGUCGGGCCCAGGGCCCACUGUGGGGAUCCUGGCAGCCCAGCUGCAGCAGGGAACGGCUCUCUAGACACGGGCCCCGCGGGAGAGCAGAGUGGUAGCUUAAAGAUCCCCAACCGGGACAGCGGGAUCGACAGUCCAUCCUCCAGUGUGGCUGGAGAGAACUUCCCCUGCGAGGAGGGCUUGGAGGCUGGCCCAAGCCCCACUGUGCUGGGGGCACACCCAGAGAUGACCCUGGACAGCCAGGUCCCGAAGGUCACCCCCCAGGAGGAGGCCGACAGCGACGUGGGUGAGGAACCUGACCCUGAGAACACCCCCCAGAAGGCUGACGAGGACGCCGGCCUGGCCCAGCACUCUGGCCCGCAGAAGCUUCUCCACAUUGCCCAGGAGCUCCUGCACACCGAGGAGACCUAUGUGAGGCGGCUGCACCUGCUGGACCAGGUUUUCUGCACCAGGAUGACGGAUGCGGGGAUCCCCCCAGAAGUCAUCACGGGCAUAUUCUCUAACAUCUCUUCCAUCCACCGCUUCCACGGGCAGUUCCUGCUGCCGGAGCUGAAGACGCGGAUCACGGAGGAGUGGGACACAAACCCACGGCUCGGGGACAUCCUGCAGAAGCUGGCCCCAUUCCUAAAGAUGUACGGCGAGUACGUUAAGAACUUUGACCGAGCCGUGGGGCUGGUGAGCACGUGGACCCAGCGUUCCCCAUUGUUUAAAGACGUCAUCCACAGCAUCCAGAAGCAGGAGGUGUGUGGAAACCUGACGCUGCAGCACCACAUGCUGGAGCCCGUGCAGAGGGUCCCCCGGUACGAGCUGCUGCUCAAGGACUAUCUGAAGAGGCUCCCGCAGGACGCCCCAGACUGGAAGGACGCGGAGAGGUCCUUGGAGCUCAUCUCCACAGCCGCCAACCACUCCAAUGCCGCCAUUCGGAAGGUGGAGAAAAUGCACAAGCUCUUGGAGGUGUACGAGCAGCUGGGUGGGGAAGAGGACAUUGUCAACCCAGCCAACGAGCUGAUCAAGGAGGGCCAAAUCCAGAAGCUAUCAGCCAAGAACGGCACCGCCCAGGACCGCCACCUCUUCCUGUUCAACAGCAUGAUCCUUUAUUGCGUGCCCAAGUUGCGGCUCAUGGGCCAGAAGUUCAGCGUCCGGGAGAAGAUGGACAUCUCAGGCCUCCAGGUGCAGGAUAGCGUCAAGCCAAACACAGCACAUACAUUCAUCAUAACGGGAAGGAAAAGGUCCCUGGAGCUGCAGACGCGGACAGAGGAAGAGAAGAAAGAAUGGAUUCAGAUCAUCCAGGCCACCAUCGAGAAGCACAAGCAGAACAGUGAGACCUUCAAGGCUUUCGGUGGCGCCUUCAGCCAGGAUGAGGACCCCAGCCUCUCUCCAGACGUGCCUAUCACGAGCACCAGCCCUCUGGAGCCUGUGGUGACCACCGAAGGCGGUUCGGGUGCAGCAGGGCUCGAGCCCAGAAAACUAUCCUCUAAGACCAGACGUGACAAGGAGAAGCAGAGCUGUAAGAGCUGUGGUGAGACCUUCAACUCCAUCACGAAGAGGAGGCAUCACUGCAAGCUAUGCGGGGCGGUCAUCUGUGGGAAGUGCUCCGAGUUCAAGGCCGAGAACAGCCGGCAGAGCCGCGUCUGCAGACAGUGUUUCCUGACACAGCCAGUGGCUCCCGAGAGCCCCAGCCCCGAGGCUCCGGCCGAGCCCAAGCAGAGCACAGAGAAGACACCCGCUGCAGACGCCCAGCCCAGCCUGCUCUGUGGCCCCCUGCGGCUGUCAGACAGCGGUGAGACCUGGAGCGAGGUGUGGGCCGCCAUCCCCAUGUCGGAUCCCCAGGUGCUGCACCUGCAGGGAGGCAGCCAGGACGGCCGGCUGCCCCGCACCAUCCCUCUCCCUGGCUGCAAACUGAGUGUGCCGGACCCUGAGGAGAGGCUGGACUCCGGGCAUGUGUGGAAGCUGCAGUGGGCCAAGCAAUCCUGGUACCUGAGCGCCCCCUCCGCAGAGCUGCAGCAGCGAUGGCUGGAGACCCUGAGCACUGCUGCCCAUGGGGACACGGCCCAGGACAGCCCGGGGACCCUGCAGCCUCAGGUCCCUGUGGGCACAGCUGCUCCGUGAGCUGAGUCUCCUGCUGCCCUGCACUCCACCACAUUGGGCCUGUGCUCUCCUGGGAGGUGGUGUCAGAGGCCAGAUGAAGACCGCCCUGGACUGCUGAGGGUGGGCCAACGGCCCAGAGCUCAGGACACUUGGCUUUGGAGGGAAGGAAACUGAGGCCCAGAGAGGGGCAGCCACUGGCCAAGGGUCACCCAGCAAGUCUUGGCUGAGAGCCUGGCCUCCAGCCCCAGCAGUGUGGCCCAGAGCAGGGGCCGACUGCCACAGUAACCAUCAUCCAUAUGGAUCAUGUGGUGAUGCUGGCCCAGAAGGCAGAAGGAGGCAGCAUGGGCACUGCCAGGGACAGCCACAUCCGGCCGGUCUGCAGUGUGGUCCACCCCCGCCUCUGCCCAGCCUGUCUACACCGUGUGAGCUGAAUCAUGACUCGCUUCCCACCUCCCUUCUCUGUCCUCUCCUGAGGUCCUGCCUCCAGCCCCCAGGAAGUGGACCUGCCGCGUCCUAGCUGGACUCAUGGUUCCUAAAUAACUGCACUCGGAAGCUCUGCUGGGACUUACCCCAGCCACUGAGUGGCAGACGCAUGAGAUUUGUGGCUGUUCCUGGCGCUAGUGGCACACAGUGCUUAUCUGCAUAAAUAAACACUGGCCACCGGCAGUG